AAGUUGACUAAAUAUAUAGAAUAGACAACAGCGAAAAUCCGACGUUUCUAUCACUUUUCACUACCAAGUAAUUCCCACUUUACUGAAGUUAUGUGAGGUUUGACUGACAAUUUGUCCCGUAACCACCCACUAUGCCACGCCUCAACCGGGCUUGAUAGAAAGUUUCUUAUUUUACCAUAAGUGUUGUCUACUCACACAAUGAUCCUGUAUAAAUAGCAAAGACUAAGAUUGCUUUAUGAGGGAGAAAGAUAGCAAAUACAAAGAAAUGUCCCGUAACCGUUUUUUUUCUGUUUCUUCUGAAAAUCCUUCUCAGUGCCCCUGGAAACCUUGUAGCAAAAAAGCUCUUCCCGCGUUAAGCGACGUUUUCUCAAAGCAUUUACAUUAUUCAACCUGUUUCAUCAAGAGCAAACAUCAACUGUUAGACACCGUUAGAUAGAACAUUUUACGAGUUACAAAAUGAUAUAUGGGAUAGCCUUAAGAUAAUGUAACUGGGUGCUCUAAGAUCCGGAAUACUCGGUAGAAUCCCAGGAAACCGGUAGGUUAACGUCGUUCAUAUUUAUAACGGUGACUAAUUUUCUCGUUAACCACUCUACUUUACACAUCAUUUGAGAGAGAAGUUCUCUAACUUCAAAAUGAUGUAUAAGAUAGUCUUAACAAAAUGUAACUGGUAGUCUAAGAUCCGAAAUACUCAGUAGUUUCCCAGGAAAUCGGUAGGUCAACGUCGCUCAUAUUUAUAGUGUGCCACAUCUGAGUAGAAUAUAUAUAAAGUAUUCUUAUCUCUCUUUCUUAAAUGACUAAACGAAAAGUAUAGAAUAAAGAAAAGCAAUGAAUUUCGCUCUUAUUACAUGUAAUAGAGCCUUAGUAUAUUGCAUAUCUUUUUAAUUCGCACACAACAAUACAAAUUUAACAUACCGUCAUGUUACAUUGUAAUACCUUCCUAAGCGUGGUGGUUUUCAGUGGAUUCAGUUCAGUGCUUAGAAAGAAAAGAACAUUACAGGUUAAAAUGAAUAAACAGUGAGCACGAGAUGAGACAGACAAACAUGAAGAUGACGAAGCUAAAGCUAGCAAUGACCCGCAUUUUCUACAUCUUUCUGUGCCGUCUGAAUGUCGAUAUAUGCACCGCAUUAAAUUUUGUUCUACGCUAAGGCACUAGUAUACAGUAGAUGACAAAAGCCUAUAACGAUAACAGAAAGAGAAAAAUAUAGAUCCGGGAUAGUGAAUCGUACAAUUUCUUCUUGAUUAGAGAAACAAAGGGGAAUGUGGAAUGUGAUGCUGAAAAAAAUGCUUUUUCAUUGCAUCAGACAAUACCUUCAUUGGCGUGGCGGUGUUUUGUGGAUUCAGUUCAGUGACUGUUCAGUGAUUAGAAAAAGAACAACAUUCAUUCCGUUUGGAAUGAAUAUACAGUGAGCGCGAGAUGAGGCAGAUAAAGAUGAUGAUGAAGAUGAUGAAGAUAAAGAUAAUGAUGAAGAUGAUGAAGAUAAAGAUAAAGAUAAACAUGCUGAAGGUAAACAUGAAGAUGAAGAUGAAGGUGAAGCACAUUUUCUUUAUCGUUUUGUGGCGUUUCGCUUUUAUAGGCAGGAUAAUAAAUCAUCCCCACGCAAAUAA
Messenger RNA from Didymodactylos carnosus, 1605 nucleotides. The record is from the annotation of a GenBank genome assembly. NCBI's taxonomy places the organism in Eukaryota, Metazoa, Rotifera, Eurotatoria, Philodinida, Philodinidae.